AUGACAUCGUAUAGUUUAUUAUUUUCAGAUAAUAAAAUUUGUAGCGAGAGAAAUAAAUCAAUAAUCAAUUUUCCAAACAAGCAUCAUCUAACAUUCACUUAUCAAAUCAACAACAACGACGUCGAGAAAACUUAUUAUUUCAGUCAUAAUAUAGAAAAUCAUGAAUUCUACAUCCAAGAAAUAAUUAACAAAGAUGUAAUAAUAACAGAAAGUGGCAAAUUGGACAAUGGAUACGAAUUGGGAUUUUCAUUCCAAGUCAAUCAACAAAUAUUUUAUUAUGCACAAAGUAAUCAAACAAAACGUUGGUUCAUUCAGGAAUUGUUGGUGGAUGGAAAGCUGGGAAAAGUGACGGAUCGAGGACAAUGGUUGAAUGUUUAUCAAGUGAUAUUUCCAUUUCAACCAUCUUCUUCUUCUAUUAAAGCUUAUUAUUUUGGUCACAAUGUAGAUUCCAAUUAUUGGUUUAUACAAGAAUUGUUGGAAGGUGGAAAAUUGGGAUUGGAAGUUUGUAAUGGACAUUGGGAAGCACCAUGCCAUAUUCUGAUUCCAUUCAAAAUAAAAGAUAGAGAUUUUUUUUAUUCCCAUAACUUGGAUAAUUGUGAAUGGAAUAUACAAGAAUUGUUGUUUGAGGAUGCUGAUAAUGAAGUUGAUGACGUUAGUAGUAAAGUGGUUGCUAAAGUGGUCGUUAUUGAUAACGGAAGAUUGAAGAAACCCUUGAGAUAUUGUGUGUCAGAUCCAAUUAAAGAAAUAAGGAUUGUUGGAUAUAGAUUAUUGAGAUAUUUGAUAACUGACACAAAAUCAUUAGAAGAUAUAAUCAAUUUAAAUUAUAAAAUAUUCAUCAUGAGAUCACUGUCGAAGGAUCCUCGAUCAUUCAAUGAUGAACGUGAAGAAGUUCUCAAACUUGUUAGAUCAUUUUUUGAUGUGCCAAAUGGUAUAAAACUUAUACCUUUGGGAAUAUUAAAAUCAAUUGUAUCAAUUGCUGAACAAUCUGAUGACAAAUUGAAAAUAAUGAGUUUAGAAACAUUAAUUGAAAUCAUGAUUCGUGAACCUGAAAUCAUAAUAAAAUGCGGUGGAAUGGGAAUUAUUUUAAAAUCGUUGAUUGAUGGACCAAUAGACAUGCUGGAAUGCAUUAUAAUGUCAUUAUUAUACAUUCUUGAUAUUCCAGAAACUCGUGAUUAUAUUAGACCAGGAAUUGAUUUGGAAAUUAAUGUUAUAAUAGAAAUGUUUUUUGAUGUUCUUAGAAUAAAUGGUACUGAGUUAUCUCAAAGAUAUUUAUCAAGGAAAAAAAAUCCAUCUUUGAUUGAUAAUGUUAAUUAUAAUGAUGACGACAAUGAUAAUGAUUACCAAAGUUUCAAGGAUCUAUCAUCAUUAGAAUUUUAUUCUAGUAGUAGUAAUAAUAGCAGUACAUUACAAAAUCAAAAUAAAUUAAACAUGAUUGAUCAUCAUUUGGCUAUUUUAUUAGUUGUUUUAAUUGAUGCUGGACUUCUCGAGUCACUGUCAAAAUUGUUUGACUUAGCGACAAGGUUUGAUGAUGAAAUACUAAGAAAUGCUGCAACGGAAGCUUUAUCAUAUAUUUAUUACUCGAAUAAAUUUUCCAAAAAUUCAAUAAUACAGAUCGACGAUAAUCAAUUUAGAAAUAUGCUGAUCGAGACGCAAGUAUUGACAACAAAAGAUUACACUAAAUGGGAAGUCAAGCCAAUAAUGGAAUUAUUACAAAAAAUAUUAUUAAACCCAAGAAGAUUAGAAGAAUCCAUUAAAAUAAAUUUCAUCAAAUCAUUGUUAGUAUUUCUAAGCCCCAACUCAAGACUAUUCUCGGAUAUUGUACGAUCAGAAGAGAAUGAGAAGAAAUACGUUGAUGUAGGGUGUACGCUCUUGACAACAUUGUUAAAUAAUAGUUAUGGUGUCAAAUAUUUGGAGAAAAAGUCGUUUUUGAGGCAUAUUUCUGAUUGCUUGAAUCAAUUGAUUCCGAUGAAUGGGAUUUCUGAGUCGGAACCUUUAUUCUCAAAAGAUCAAAUUAAUAAAACUUUAACCUUUGGAUAUUUUAAAAUCAUUGGAAUACUUUGUAAAUGUAAAGAAGGUCUCAGAUUAUUGGAAAAAUUUAAAAUAUUAAAUACAUUUUAUCAAUUGAGUGAAUUAAAUGGACGUGAGGAUAUCAUCAAAUCAAUAAUUAACAAUCUAGAUUAUAGCAUGCAACGUGUAAGAUUAUAUUCGACAAAUUAUUUGGGAAUACUUUUAAAAAAAACCGAAAAAAAUUUUACAGAAUGGGCGGUUCAAUUGUUGAUCACCCAGUUAUAUGAUCCUAUGAUAGAAGUUUGUCAAAUGGCCAUAAAAAUACUAGAAGAAUUAUGCGAUAGAAAUAUUGAUAACAUAGAACUGAUGAUUAAAUAUAGACCAUAUUUAGACCAUUUAGGAGAAUUUGGAAAUAACUUGUUAUUAAAAUUCUUGUCAACUCCAAUUGGAUUCAAUUAUCUUUAUGAAAUUAAUUAUUUAGAGAGAGAAUUGAUUGAUUGGUUCAAUUUGGAAUUAAAGUUAUCUUUAAAACUGGAUAAGAAUGAAAACAAUGUUAAAUCUCUUGAUGGAUUGACCCCCCCUCAUUUCUAUGGGGAACUAAUUAAAACAAUUGAAGGCUGUCAGAUGCUAAGAGAUAAAGGCCAUUUUACAGAAUUUUCUAAUUAUAUUAAAAAUCAUGGAAUGGAAGAUACAAAUUAUCCAAUAAUUAAAAAACUAAAAUCAGUUCUUUGGGCUGUUGGAAAUAUUGGAUCAUCAAAGAAUGGAUUAACAUUUCUUGACGAAGAAAAUAUUAUUAAAGAAAUUGUUCACAUUGCUGAAAAUUCAAAUGUUUUAUCAUUAAGAGGAACAUGUUAUUAUGUUUUAGGAUUAAUAUCAAAAACUUUAAAAGGCGUUGAGAUAUUAAAAGAUUUAGGAUGGGAAAGUAAUUACGAUCCCGAUUUAGAUUUAUUUACUGGAUUAUGCCUACCAAUUGAUUACAAAAAAUUCCUUACCGUUCCAAAAUGGGAAUAUAAAGGAGCUGAUGUAAUAUUACAAGAAAAUGCUAUGCAAAAACCAAUCCCGUCGUUUGAAACUGAAAAAAUCUUGUUAAAAACUGUUUCUAACCUAACAAAUCACAUUCUAUCAAAUAUUGAAUCGACCACCAGUCUAUCAAAGUAA
Molecule: messenger RNA, 3165 nt
Organism: Entrophospora sp. SA101
Lineage: Eukaryota; Fungi; Glomeromycota; Glomeromycetes; Entrophosporales; Entrophosporaceae
Source: the annotation of a GenBank genome assembly